UAUAAAAACUCGUGCUACGCCAGUCACUUAUCAAUUCUAGUUAGGAUUGCGCUAUGAAAGUAUUUGUUGUUCUAGCAGCGCUGCUCGUCGCAGUUAGUGCUCUGCCCGUCGAGGAGCGCAUUAGUGGCGAGAAUGGUUGGUACAUUCCUCGCAUCGAUGGCACAAGCGAGUGGAUGGAUCGCGAGCAAGCCGAACUCUUGUUGGCUGCCAGGAAGCUACAGCGCAGCUCUGAUGCCGUUAACUUCUAUCUCUACACCAAAUCUAACCCAACUGUUGGCAAACACAUUGAAGCGAACGCGGAUUCUAUUCGUGACUCGCACUUUAACAAGGAUCAUGGUACUCGCUUUGUGAUUCACGGCUGGGGCGGUCGCUACACCGACAGCAUAAACACCAGGAUCACCAAGGCCUGGCUGUCCCGUGGUGAUUACAAUAUCAUCGUUGUCGGCUGGGAUGGAGCUCAGUCUGCCGACUAUAUCUCCUCGGUGCGCGCUGUUCCCGAUGCGGGCGUCAAGGUGGGAGAGAUGGUCAAGCAUCUGCAUGAAAGUCACGGCAUGUCUCUGAAUAGCCUGUAUGUUAUUGGGCACAGCCUGGGUGCUCAGGUGGCGGGAUACACUGGCAAGACCGUGGGUGAAGGCAAGAUUCACACCAUUAUUGGCCUAGAUCCUGCCUUGCCACUCUUCAGCUAUGAUCAGCCGGAAAAACGUCUGUGCUCCACCGAUGCUUACUAUGUGGAAUCUAUUCAGACCAACGGUGGCAUGAAGGGUUUCCUUAAGCCAAUUGGCAAAGGUGCCUUCUAUCCCAACGGUGGCAAGAAACAACCUGGCUGUGGCAUCGACGCUGCAGGGACCUGCUCUCAUGGUCGCUCGGUAACUUACUAUGUUGAGGCUGUAACCGAGGAUAACUUUGGCACUAUCAAGUGUGGUAACUACGAGGAUGCUGUGGCCAAGGAUUGUGGCAGCACCUACAGCAGUGUUCGCAUGGGCGCGGACAUCAACGCCUACAUGGUCGAUGGUGACUUCUAUGUGCCCGUAAAUAGCGAGACGCCAUUUGGCAACAUAGAAUUUGGUGCACAGCCACUGAAAGAGGACCUGGACGAGGGGGCCAAUGGAUGGACACUGCCGGACGGCAGUUGGCUGAGUCUAAUGGAAGGCGAGGCAUUAAAGGAGCUUCAGUCCGAUGUGACCUUUUAUUUGUACACGCACAGCAAUCCCAAAGAUGGGCAGCAGCUCAUAGUUGAUGACGAAUCGAUACACAGCACUCAUUUUGAUGCAGAGCGAGCAACAAAGUUUGUCAUACACGGCUGGAAGGGUAGCUACAAAGACAACAUGAACAAGUGGAUUACAAAUGCUUGGCUAUCUCGUGGAGAUUUCAAUAUCAUCGUUGUCGACUGGGCAGCAUCGCGCACUGAGAACUAUGUGAGUGCCGCUAAAGCCGUGGCAAGUGCUGGCUCCAAAGUGGGUGAAUUAAUUGAGCACUUGCAUCGCAGCCACCACAUACAGUUGGAUAAGCUUGAGAUAAUUGGUCACAGUUUAGGUGCGCAUGUUGCCGGUUUCGCUGGCAAAAAAAUGGCAGAGAGUGGCGAACAAGUGCACGCUAUUGUUGGCCUCGAUCCUGCCAUGCCGCUGUUCAGCUGGAACAAGCCAGAAAAGCGUUUGGCUAGCACUGAUGCCUAUUAUGUGGAGUCCAUACAAACCAAUGGCGGCAAGCUGGGCUAUGUGAAGCCCAUUGGCCGUGGCACCUUCUAUCCUAACGGUGGCAAACGGCAGCCGGGAUGUGGCGAUGAUUUCGAUGGCCUUUGUGCCCAUACACGCUCUGUCACCUACUACGUGGAGGCUGUGGAGCGGGAUAACUUCGGCAGCGUUCGUUGUGCUGACUAUGAGGCUGCUGUGGCCAAGGAUUGUGCCAGUCAGUAUAUGGGAGUGCGCAUGGGAGCGGUUACCAAUGCCUACAUGGUCAGAGGCGACUUCUAUGUGCCCCUCAACGAGCAGGCACCUUACACGGCGUUUCUAACACGUCUAUCUGUAGAGGAGAUCUUAAAAAAAAUGGUUGACUUGCCUAGAAGGGGGCACCAAAGUGGUGCCAUAUCGCAGAACAUGCUAAUCGGACACGAGUCAAUUCAGACCAGUGCCGUUGAGCACAAGAUGAAUGGUGAGAAUGGCUGGUAUGUGCCCCAAGUGGAUGGCACUUUCCAGUGGGUAGACAAGGAUGCCGCCGAGUCAUACUUGGAAGCUCAUCAGGAGAUUGAGGGUCGCAGUCUGCUGAACCCAGUCACUUUCUACCUGUACACCAAGUCCAACCUGAACUCUGCCCAGGAGAUCAAGGCCAACAAGAACUCCAUCGAUGCCUCCCACUUCAAUCCCAACAACCCAACCCGUUUCACCAUCCACGGCUGGACCUCCAGCGCUGAUGACUAUGUCAACUAUGGUGUGCGCGACGCUUGGUUCUCCCACGGUGACAUGAACAUGAUCACCGUCGACUGGGGCCGUGCUCGUUCCGUUGACUAUGCCUCUUCCGUCUUGGCUGUUCCCGGCGUCGGUGAGCAGGUUGCCGAUCUGAUCAACUUCCUGCGCAACAACCACGGUCUGUCUCUGGACAACACCAUGAUCAUUGGUCACAGCCUGGGUGCCCAUGUGUCUGGCUUCGCUGGCAAGAAUGUGAAGAACGGACAGGUGCACACCAUCAUCGGUCUGGACCCUGCCCUCCCCCUGUACAGCUACGACAGCCCCAACAAGCGUCUCAGCUCCACCGAUGCCUACUAUGUCGAGUCCAUCCAGACCAACGGUGGUACCUUGGGCUUCCUGAAACCCAUUGGCAAGGGCGCUUUCUACCCCAACGGUGGCAAGAGCCAGCCUGGCUGCGGUAUCGAUCUGACCGGCUCCUGCGCCCACAGCCGCUCCGUCAUCUACUAUGCUGAGGCCGUGAAAGUUGACAACUUCCCCACCAUGCGUUGCGGUGACUACGAGCAGGCUGUGGCCAAGACCUGCGGCAGCUCCUACAGCUCUGUGAAGAUGGGUGCUGUUACCAAUGCCUACAUGGUUUCUGGUGAUUACUAUGUGCCUGUCAACAGCCAGUAUCCCUAUGGCUACGGCAGCUAAACUGACCAAACUGAGUAUGCGUUUUAACAAUUAAAAUCAUAUUGCUAAAUUGAGCUUUUUCUCUAUCUCUUUCAUUGUAACAUUUGGUGAAUGCUUUCAUGAAGCUUUCACUCAAAUGGCAAUUUGCGAUACGCGCUUCGCGAUUCGAGUAUGUAAUGAAUUUUUAGCUAUAAUCUUAUCUUCAAGACUAUUAAUACUAGAGACUGCAAAUUUGGAUUUGAUUUAAGACACCUAAUCGGCUUGCGAGGGUAGACAAAAGUACUCUGAGUGACAUUGUAAAGUUUGGAAAAUAAUAAUACAAUAUUACAGCAAUAUGAAA
This is a messenger RNA of Drosophila nasuta, 3414 nucleotides long. RefSeq lists its product as uncharacterized. Bases 54 to 3095 code for a protein of 1013 amino acids. Lineage: Eukaryota; Metazoa; Arthropoda; Insecta; Diptera; Drosophilidae. The transcript is spliced from 5 exons. Gene Ontology annotation, biological process: lipid catabolic process. Gene Ontology annotation, molecular function: lipase activity; serine hydrolase activity. The record is from RefSeq and is a predicted model, not a curated record.